AUGAUAUGGAAAUUUGUUAGCAUGGUCUCAAGUGAGUACAAACUGAACCAGGGCCCAGAAGAUGGCAUCACUGCGGUCAAGUUCUGCCCCACCGCAGCAAACUCUCUGCUGGUGUCUUCCUGGGACUGCUCGGUCCGCUUCUACGAUGCGGUGGCCAAUACCUUGCGCAUGAAGUAUCAACACUCAGCUCCGGUUCUUGAUUGUGCUUUUUAUGACCCAACACAUGCUUGGAGUGGUGAUCUGGAUAAUUAUUUAAAAAUGCAUGACUUGAACACGGACCAAGAUACCGUAGUGGGAAAACACGACGCAGCUAUUCGUUGCGUGGAACACUGCCCUGAGGUGAACGUCAUGGUGACAGGGAGCUGGGACAGAUCAGUCCGACUCUGGGAUCCGAGGGCGCCCUGCAACGCCGGCACAUUCACGCAACCUGACAAGGUAUACACGAUGUCUGUUGCGGGUGAUCGGCUGAUUGUCGGCACGGCGGGCAGACGCGUGUUAGUGUGGGACUUGAGGAAUAUGGGCUAUUUGCAGCAGAGGAGAGAGUCCAGUCUCAAGUUUCAGACACGUUGCAUCCGAGCCUUCCCAAAUAAGCAGGGCUACGUCUUGAGCUCAAUCGAGGGCCGCGUGGCCGUUGAGUACCUUGACCCGAGCCUGGAGGUCCAGAAGAAAAAGUACGCCUUCAAGUGCCACAGACUGAAGGAUGUCGCUGAGCAAGUCUACCCCGUCAAUGCUAUCUCCUUUCAUGGUGUGCAUAACACCUUUGCAACAGGUGGGUCUGAUGGUGUUGUCAACAUCUGGGACCCAUUCAACAAGAAGCGCCUGUGCCAGUUCCACCGUUACCCCACCAGCAUCGCCUCGCUGGCCUUCAACAGCGACGGCGGCUUGAUUGCCAUUGCCGCAUCCUACAUGCACGAGAUGGGUGACGUAAGCCACCCAGAAGACGCUGUAUACAUUCGUCAGGUCACUGACGCUGAGACCAAACCCAAGUGA
Molecule: messenger RNA, 990 nt
Organism: Nerophis lumbriciformis (worm pipefish)
Lineage: Eukaryota; Metazoa; Chordata; Actinopteri; Syngnathiformes; Syngnathidae
Source: RefSeq, a predicted model, not a curated record